UCAACGAAGAAUCGUGAUCGUUUUUUAUUUACUUUCUCAGAAGUAACAGAAAUUUUGGAAAAUUUGAAAUAUAAAAUUGCAAGUAAGAUGAAUUCCUGCGAAAAUUCUCGUAAUUACCUUCAGGAAGUGUCGGAUAUUAUUAAUGAAAUUGAGUGUCGAGUACCAGAACCAGAAAUAUGCAACAUCAGAUGUCCACCCUUAGGGUGUCCACGAGGACCUUGUCCAGGUGUGUGCGCUUACGAUGGAGUACCUGAUGCUUGCUGCAUGUCCAAGAUGCCUUGUUGUGCACCUCCUCCCCCACUACUUUGUCGAGCACCCCCGGCAUGUUUAUUAAAAGCAUACGCCAAAGCGGUUGGCUACCCUCCCGAGUCCUGUUUUUCACCACCGAAGGCGCGACUUCGUUUAUUACUCGGUUUUCCGGCGCGCAGAAACCUGCAGAUAGAUUGUUCACCUCUAUCCCCCUGUUAUUUCAGCCCUCCAAAUUGUACAUCCUGUUGCCCUGCUUCCACGUUUUCGUGUUUCUGAAGGGAAGUUUACAAAUGUGCUCUCCCUUUUCCUACACUAGUGGAAUUAAUUCUGGACACUUUUAAAUUUUUACUUAAAUUUCGCAUUUAUUCAAAUUAUUUAAUAUAUAAUCAUUUAUAUUUUAUAUUCUAAUCGUUGUUUUCUAAUUUUAGGGCGUCGCUUAUAUAAAAAAAAUCAGUAAAAAGACCAUUUACAGCUAUACUUUUAAUAUACAAUAAAAAUGACAAUUUCAACAUAUCAAAGAAGGUAGAAAAGAUUAAUAUUUCUGUGAUUGUCUAUUUCACAUCAUGCGACGUUUCGUGUUGCCAGGCGCAAAAAUAAGAAUAAUACAGUUUAGAUUUUUGAAAUUAAAAUUUUAAAAUAUUUACAAACCAAUUCAUGUGAAAAUAUUAAGUAUAAACAUUAUAGAUUACAAUAAAUUGCAGAAUAUACAUUUUCUGCACAAAUAUGAAGUAAAGAAUAUUUUUAUUCAGUGUCCAUAAUUAAUCCCACCAGUGUACCCCGAAUAAUUAGAAUAAUUAAUCAUUCGAUCGCACCUCUCUGUAUACCUAUGUUUGCAUUUAAAAUGAAUUGUAAUUAUUUUAAGAUCACCCUAAUAAUUUU
Molecule: messenger RNA, 1128 nt
Organism: Osmia lignaria (orchard mason bee)
Lineage: Eukaryota; Metazoa; Arthropoda; Insecta; Hymenoptera; Megachilidae
Source: RefSeq, a predicted model, not a curated record